UUGGCGCCCAAAUAUUUUUAACGAGUCUCAGGCAGUGUAGAUUCAACGAAGCUAUGGCUAUAUUACCAAACGCUGUCCAAAAUGAAAUACUCAAUAGGACGUGGCAUCAAUCGUUCGUGCUAAUGGCGGCGUUUUGGCCGACGAACCUCAUAACACUUUUAUCUGGAUCCAACUCGAGCAUCGAACAUAUAGUCGCCACGUUAAUCGCCAGUCACCGGGCUAUGAGACUCGAUUCGGUCGAAUAUAAUUUAGUGCUUACCCUCGUCCUGUGUCGACCCGAUCUGUGCGAUACAGCCGAGUUCAGAAACGACUUGACCACCAUCGGAACAAACGCCAAGGACGCUCUGAUGAAACACGCUGCGUUCAAGUCACCGACCAGAUACUACGGCAUAUUAGCCUGUAUACUUUCCGUCACAGAAGACAUCGCGGGAUACAUAAAAAUCAUUUUUUUCGAACCAUCCGUCAGAAAUGUACCGAUGCACCACCUCGUGUCGGUCAUUACUUAGACACUUUAUAAUUUAUUUAUUUUCUAGUCAGCUGCUUCUACAGUUUCACACCAAAAAAUAAACAAUUCACAUAU
This is a messenger RNA of Acyrthosiphon pisum (pea aphid), 580 nucleotides long. RefSeq lists its product as uncharacterized. NCBI's taxonomy places the organism in Eukaryota, Metazoa, Arthropoda, Insecta, Hemiptera, Aphididae. Bases 54 to 506 code for a protein of 150 amino acids. The transcript has 3 exons. The record is from RefSeq and is a predicted model, not a curated record.